Messenger RNA from Alligator mississippiensis (American alligator), 930 nucleotides. RefSeq names its product olfactory receptor 5AR1-like. Lineage: Eukaryota; Metazoa; Chordata; Crocodylia; Alligatoridae. Gene Ontology annotation, cellular component: membrane. Gene Ontology annotation, biological process: G protein-coupled receptor signaling pathway; sensory perception of smell. Bases 1 to 930 code for a protein of 309 amino acids. Gene Ontology annotation, molecular function: olfactory receptor activity; odorant binding; G protein-coupled receptor activity. The record is from RefSeq and is a predicted model, not a curated record. The transcript has a single exon.
AUGAUUGACAGAAAUCAUACUGCAAUAACUGAGUUCAUUCUCUUGGGAUUCACAGACAAUCCAAAGCUACAGAUCUUCCUCUUUGUGGUCUUUCUCAUGAUCUAUCUGCUGACAAUGCUGGGGAACCUUACUUUGAUUGUAUUAAUCAGGACUGACUCCCAGCUUCAUACCCCCAUGUAUUUUUUCAUCAGCAAUCUGGCCCUCUUGGAUGUUGGAUAUUCCACCAUCAUAGCUCCUAGCACAUUGAUGACUUUAGCUGGGGAGCCGAAAGCCAUUUCACUCGCUGGGUGUGCUAUUCAGUUCUUUUUGUUCUGUAUUGCCGUGUCUUGUGAAUGCUACCUGUUGGCAGUGAUGGCAUAUGAUCGAUUCACAGCCAUCUGCAACCCAUUACUGUACACUGUCAUUAUGUCCAGGCAAUUCUGUGUCAUGUUAGUGGUUGGUUCAUAUUUCAUCAGCUGUCUGAACUCGACAAUUCAGACCAUAUUCAUAUUUUGCUUGUCUUUCUGUGACUCCAACGUCAUUGAUCAUUUCUUCUGUGAUGGACCCCCAGUCAUGACUUUGUCCUGUUCCAGCACCUAUAUCACUGACAUCGUUCAUUUUACCUGCUGUGCUAUGGUUGUAACAUCUACUCUGCUGAUCAUAUUUGUCUCUUAUAUUUACAUUAUAGUUGCUAUCCUCAAGAUCAAAUCUGCCAUGGGCCGACAUAAAGCCUUCUCUACCUGUGCCUCCCACUUGAUGGCCAUCACCCUGCUCUAUGGGACAGGCUCUUUCAUGUAUUUACGGACCAAUUCAAAGUCCUAUGUGGAUCAGGACAAAAUAAUUUCUGUGUUUUACACCCUUGCAAUUCCCAUGCUAAACCCCAUGAUCUACAGCUUAAGAAACAAGGAGGUGAAAGAGGCCUUUAGGAGAACCAUAAAAAGAAAUCAAUGA